GUGGACUUUAACUGAAUUUUUUUGGGGGGGAAAUAAUUUUGUUUUGUUGAGGGCAGACCCUACGCGAGAUCAGAGCCUAUAUUAAAGGAGUUGUACGUAAAGUCAGUGGCAAUGGGGGAGCAGCCGAUCUUCACCACCAGGGCCCAUGUCUUCCAGAUUGACCCAACCACCAAAAAGAACUGGGUUCCUGCCAGCAAGCAGGCUGUCACGGUCUCCUAUUUUUAUGAUAGCACACGCAACAGCUACCGUAUCAUCAGCGUGGAUGGAUCCAAGGUGAUCAUAAACAGCACCAUCACGCCAAACAUGACCUUCACCAAGACUUCACAGAAAUUCGGCCAAUGGGCAGACAGCAGGGCCAACACUGUCUUUGGCCUGGGCUUCGCCUCAGAGCAGCAACUCGCCAAGUUUGCUGAAAAAUUCCAGGAGGUGAAAGAGGCAGCCAAGCUAGCGAGGGACAAGUCUCAAGAGAAAAUUGAGACAUCCAGUAACCACUCCCAGGAGUCUGGUCGUGACACACCCUCAACCAACCAGGCAUCCAGCAUCAACGGAACAGAUGAUGAGAAAAUCUCCCACGGGGGUCCUGACGCCGACCUGCUGAAGAGCGAGAAUGACCGCCUCAAGACUGCUGUGGAGCAAAGCAACACUAAUGCCAAGAAGUGGGAGACUGAGCUUCAGACUUUAAGGGAGAAUAAUGCUAGGCUGGUGGACGCACUGCAGGAGUCCUCGGCUAAUGUUGAGAGCUGGAAGAAGCAACUUAGCGUCUGCAAGGAGGAGAGUGACACGCUCAGGGAAAAGAUUGCAGAGCUGGAAGCACAAUGUAAUGAAGCCAAUCAGGAGAAAGAGAGAAAUGCUCAAUUAACUGUACGAGUGCAGGAGCUGGAGACUGAACUACAGGAGAAAGAGCAAGAGCUGGAGAACUUGAGGAAGCAGGCAGAGAUCAUCCCUCAGCUCAUGGCCGAGUGUGAGACCAUCACUGAAAAACUAAAGGCUGCAGAGACAAAGAACAAGGACUUGGAGGGAAGGAUAGAGAUUCUUCAGACUGACAUAGAGGAAAAUCAGCAAAAGCAGGGCAACAUGAAGGGAGAGCUGAAGAAGUUCAUGGAUAUUCUGGACGGAAAGAUAGACGAGCUGCACGAGUUCAGGCAGGGGCUAUCCAAGCUAGGUGUGGACAACUGAGACGGUGACAAACUGAGAGCUGAAAGGGUCAGAAGUCAGAUAUGAAAGAUUUUGUUUUCCCACUGUAUGUCUUCAGGGUAGUGCCAAGUGGCACCCACUUCCCCAGGUGGUGUUCACUCAAACAAUCACAAACCAUCACGUUGGGAAGAGGGGAAGAGACAGACACUUAUUUAAGUCCAGAAUGCUCCACCAAAUGGCUCAG
Molecule: messenger RNA, 1378 nt
Organism: Lampris incognitus (smalleye Pacific opah)
Lineage: Eukaryota; Metazoa; Chordata; Actinopteri; Lampriformes; Lampridae
Gene: homer2
Product: homer scaffold protein 2
Exons: 9
Coding region: 112-1176 (354 amino acids)
Biological process (GO): G protein-coupled glutamate receptor signaling pathway; regulation of store-operated calcium entry
Cellular component (GO): dendrite; postsynaptic density; cytoplasm
Molecular function (GO): G protein-coupled glutamate receptor binding
Source: RefSeq, a predicted model, not a curated record